UAUAAUAACACACAGGAAAAUGCGUGUGGGCUUGCAAAUUUCAGCCACGUUGGAGAACAUUGAGAAACUCGAGACGUCACAUCCCGAAUAUGCCUUCUUCGUAAAAAUAAUUUGCACGAACUGUGGCGAGAAAUCGGAUAAAUGGCACGAUAUUACGGAAUCGGAACGUGUGCAGCAGGACACCCGCAAUGCUGCUGGAUUUAACUUUUAUAUGAAAUGCAAGAUGUGUGGACGUGAGAACAGCAUAGAUAUUGUGGAUAAGUCAAAUGUGGCCUAUACUGUGGACGAUGCCGGCAGUUUCAAAACCAUUGUCAUUUUUGAUUGCCGUGGUGUUGAACCAGUGGAGUUUUCUCCACGCACCGGCUGGAUUGUGCAUAGCUCAGAGAAUGGUCAAACGUUCCAGGACGUGGACUUAUCCGAAGAUGAUUGGGUCGAGUACGAUCAAAAGAAUAACAACUCAGUAGGGGUUUACGAAUUUGCAUCGAAAUUUAUAAAACUUAAAAAAUAACGUAUUUGCAUUUCGUUUUACAUUUUCUAAUAAAGCAAAUCUGAAUAUUAAUGCUUCAA
Molecule: messenger RNA, 567 nt
Organism: Scaptodrosophila lebanonensis
Lineage: Eukaryota; Metazoa; Arthropoda; Insecta; Diptera; Drosophilidae
Product: UPF0587 protein GA18326
Exons: 2
Coding region: 20-508 (162 amino acids)
Molecular function (GO): zinc ion binding
Source: RefSeq, a predicted model, not a curated record